UAACAGAUAUUGGUUGAGUUUUUAAUUUUCAAAUUAGGAUUUUGUUUGGGCUUAGGUUGUUUGGAUUGUAAGAAAGUGAAAGAAAAUAAAAAGGAAAGUAGUUUGUUAAUUUUAAUAUUUUUAAUUUAUUAAUUUUGUUAUUUUAUUUAAUUAAUUUAAUUUAAUAUUUUAAUUUUUAAUUUUUUUAAAAUGAAUAUCAGUUUAUAAAUGGCUUUUGUACAUAUUGUAAAUGAGAAGUUGAUGUGGUAUGUGAGAAUGACAUGGACAUGCCACAUCAUAUUUCCGUCUGUCUCUUUAACGAAGACUAAUAGAAAUUCUUUUAUUGAUACUCCAAUUAAAGUCUAGGGAUUUAGUGAUACAAAUUAAAAUUGAUUUAGUGAUACAAAUUAAAAUUUAAGGAUUUUUGUGAUACUAUGCCUAAAUUUGAGGCCCAACUUGUCAGGCAACUUUCUAUACUUAGAAAAAAAAAAAAAAAAACCACCUUUUGGGAGGCAAAUUGGCAGUUUUAGCCGCUUAUGAAAGAAAUCAUAUUCAAAUAGAAAUCGAGUUCAGUUAAAAUUGAAUUAUAAUCCUUUUAAUAAGUAGGAAUACUUCUAACGGUUAGUAUGAAGAUUUGAGAUUUAGCCACAGUUCUACAGGCAGAGAUCUUUAAAUCUGUAUCUGUUCUUAUGGUUCGCUAUAACCAAGACCCGUAAGAAGCCAACAAUCAUUUGCCUUCCGUAGAUGAAUUCCACAAGAAACAGCUCUGCUACUAAGCCAAACAACGGCCGAAUGGGUAGCUGUAACAGUCAUCGAAAAGGUGCUUUGCUUGUUGACAAAGAUGGCAACGAGAGUUUUCGAAGCAACCCUCAAUUGCUCGAGGACUGUUUGAUUCGAAUAUCUAAUCAGAAAGCCAAAUCCGGCAAGGACGAAGCACUGUCGGCCAUUGUUGAGGCACUAACAAUGGAGGUCAAGGUUGAUUUUGUGAAGAAAAAUUUUGCUACAUUAUUGUAUCAUUGCCUGUUCUUUGUCAAGAAAGGUAAAGGGUCUAUUAGAGAAUUGGUAUUAUUAGCAUUACAGACCGUUGGUUUGUUGGUUAUGAUUGUUGAAGAUGAAGACAGUGCACAUGAGAUAUAUCAGGAUUCGGUUCCUGUGCUUUCUCAGGUUCUUGAAUCUGGUUCCAAGAAUAAGAAUGAUAGUUUGAAGAUUCUGAAUUGUUUGAGUAUUGUUGGGUUCUUUGGGAGUUAUGAUACAGGUGAGUUGCAAGAGGUUAUGAACAUCAUAUGGAGGUUUCUUGAAGUAUCAUGUAGUUCUGAUGUUAAAGCAGUUGCUGCUGCUGCAAUUUCUGCUUGGUCUUUUCUUCUUUCUACUAUGGAAGCUUGGCAUAUAAAUCAAAAAGAUUGGCAAGGUGCACUUUCUUUCUUGUUGAAUAUACUAGAGCAUGAUGAUGAUGAGUCUUUUUGUUGUGUUCAUGUAGCAGCUGCUGAGGCAUUGGCUUUGAUAUUUGAGAUAAAUUGCAUUGAGAAAUUCUCAACUGAAGCGAAGGCCAAUACUGAUAGUGAUAGUAUUAAACAAAUUCUGAAGGAUAAAAUAACAGAGAAACUAAGAUGUGAAAAGGCAGGAAUUGAUGAUGUUUUGGAGUUUUUUGAGAAGGGGAAAUUCUUGAAAACUAAUGAAAAGAUUGGUAAAGAUAAAGUGGUAUUAUCAGCAUGGUGCCAGAGAAUACAGCUCAACUUUAUGAUAAGAUUUCUUGGAGAAGAUGGGUUUGUGAGACAUAUGAGACAGAAUGAAAAUUUGCAAGCAAUUUUUGAGUUUACACCAAAAAAGAAGAAUGUCACAGGCAAUACAGCAGUAGUAUCACCAGAAAGAGAAGAGGUUACUGUUAGCUUCUUUAUUCCUAAAGUUGAAAGAAAGGAUGAUGGUUCUCUAUUACCUUUCACAACUAAAAAGGCGAAGGAGACGGUGGAUAGAGUGACUGGCAAAGGUCCUAACUCUUCCUUGAACAAGUUUAGGACUCGCUUGCUGAACAAGAAGAGGAUGCUAUCACAAGGGGAAAAACAUCAGUUGCAUGAUGAAUUAAUUGAUGAUAAAUGAUGCAACUCUAAGUUUAUAGAUACAUAAGUUGCAUUUGGCUUAACAGGGUCCUGAUAAGAUUGAAUCUGUGACUAACAAACCUGAUUAUUAUUGAUUGAUAUGUUGAUCUUCAGGUAUUCUCCUCUUUGAUAUCAUUUCUUAUAUAUUCAUUGCUUA
Molecule: messenger RNA, 2229 nt
Organism: Ricinus communis (castor bean)
Lineage: Eukaryota; Viridiplantae; Streptophyta; Magnoliopsida; Malpighiales; Euphorbiaceae
Product: interferon-related developmental regulator 1
Exons: 1
Coding region: 724-2073 (449 amino acids)
Source: RefSeq, a predicted model, not a curated record